AUGUGCUGCCAACGACAGUUAUGCUUCUAUUGGUGGCUUUACUCCCUAAUUAUCACAAUAUUUGCUGAUCGUUAUGAUUUCCAAUAUCCAUCAUCAGCAUCAUCAGCAUUAUCAUCCUUAUCAUCAUCAUCUUCUUAUUUUCGAAGGCUAAAUAACAGAGAUGACUUAGUUCGUGAACGUGAUGGGAUGCAUCGAAUUAUGAAAAUUUAUCAUUAUGAUAAUUUAACUGAUUGUGAAAGUGCUUGUGAAAUACCAUGUGGUACAACGUACGUGAUCCGAAAUGACGUUGACGAACGGCGACAAUUUAUUUGUAUGAAACGCAAAGCACCCAUUGUUUCAGCAUUUAUUAAUAUUAGCACUACGGGCAUUAUUCCAUUUAUUUUAGCCGCUGCAUUGAUAUUAUGUGGUUUGUUGCUAAUUACGUGUUGUUGUUGCAUUCGUUGCGGUUGCGCAUGUUGCCGACGAAUGUGUCAUUCUAGAAAUUCAUCCAAUGAUCCACUGGUGAAUGGUGAAUUCAGGGAAACGCUUGAUUCGAAGGACAUCGGAUAUUUGAAGAAAGAAGUUGACAGGAAGAUUAUUACUGUAUAA
Messenger RNA from Loa loa (African eye worm), 588 nucleotides. RefSeq lists its product as hypothetical. Lineage: Eukaryota; Metazoa; Nematoda; Chromadorea; Rhabditida; Onchocercidae. The coding region runs from base 1 to 588 and encodes 195 amino acids. The record is from RefSeq and is a predicted model, not a curated record. The transcript is spliced from 3 exons.